Messenger RNA from Staurois parvus, 1635 nucleotides. The record is from the annotation of a GenBank genome assembly. Lineage: Eukaryota; Metazoa; Chordata; Amphibia; Anura; Ranidae.
AUGGCUUCUGAUGUCCAUGACAAGGUGGAGCGACACCCCAGAGUGAUCCCGCCCUCCUCCAAUCUGUCCGCUGACCCCGAGAACCAACGCUCUGAGAGCCCCGCCCCCGUCCUGACCCAGGGCACUGAGCCAGGGGCGGGCCAGAAUGAAGCCAUGUUUGUCCACGCUCAGUCCUAUGAAGACCUCACUGGAGAGGUGGAGGUUCCCCUCCCCCAGAGUCCCGGCCCCGACGGCAGUGUGGAGGUCAGCAGCAUGGAGCAGAUCAGUGAGGACUUCAGCAAGCUCAGCACUCAGCUGAGUGUCAGCUCCGUACAGAGUAUAGAUCAGAGCCCAGAGGAGGCCCCCGACCAGGGACAGGAAGACUCCACCCCUUCUUCCAGCCCAGAAGUGGACGGGGGAAGUUGGGUUCUGGAUGACUGGUACCAGCACCAGAAACACGUCUUUGUCCUUAGCGAAGCGGGAAAGCCGGUGUAUUCUCGGUAUCGCUCAGAGGAGGCGCUCUCGAGCACCGCCGGUGUGAUGAUGGCACUGGUGUCGGUUCUGGAAUCAGAGAAGAACGCCAUCCGAUCCAUCCACGCAGAUGGAUAUAAAGUGGUGUUUGUGCGUCGCUCUCCUCUGGUUUUGGUGUCGGUGUCACACACUCAACAGUCGGAACAGGAAAUCGCUCAGGAGUUGCUGUACGUUUACUAUCAGAUUGUGAGCCUGGUCACCGGGACUCAGCUCCACCACUUCUUCCAGCAGAGACCCAGCUAUGACCUGCGGCAGCUCCUCUCCGGCUCCGAGCGCAUUACGGACAAGUUGCUGGAUUCCAUGGACGUGGACCCCAGCUUCCUCCUGGGAGCAGUGCGUUGUCUUCCCAUGGCGGCCAGCCUGCGAGAUUCCGCCAUGUACUGUCUCCAGCAAGCCAAGGCCAAAAGCCUGGUCUUCUCCAUUCUGAUGUCCAAUAACCAGCUGGUGACUCUAGUCAGGAAGAAGGACCAGUAUCUGCACCCCAUUGACCUCCAUUUGCUCUUUAACCUGGUCACCUCAUCCAGCUCCUUCAGGGAAGGCGAGGCCUGGACACCCGUCUGCCUCCCCAAGUUCAAUUCCUCUGGCUUCUUCCAUGCUCACAUCUCAUAUCUGAGCCACAAGCCUGAACUGUGUCUCCUGAUGGUGUCCACUGACCGGGAGGACUUCUUCACAGCCUCGGACUGCAAGAGAAAGAUAGUGGAGAGGCUGGAGAAGAGGGGAGUGUGGGCCUCACUGAUGGAAGCGCUGAGCAACCCCUUCUAUGAUGUCGCACCGAUCGGGAUCCCAGAACUGAGGCAUUUCCUCUACAAAUCUAAGAGCUCCGGGCUCCUCACUAGUCCUGCCAUGGUGGCUCCCUACGACACCGAUCGGGAAAGAAGGCGGCUGGUGGAGCUGUAUCAGUACCUGCACGGCAGAGCGCACUGCAGCGCCCGUCCCCUGAUCACCAUCUACCACAUGGGAGUCCAUGAGAACAUACUGGCCUGGGUGACAGAGGCAUUCGAGCUCUACGUUUGUUUCAGUCCCUUGGGGACAAAAUCAUCAGCUGUGAACGGGGUCUCCCGCCUGCUGCGCUGGAUCCGCAAAGAAGAGGAUCGCCUGUUCAUCCUGAGCUCUCCGACGUACUGA